Molecule: messenger RNA, 1077 nt
Organism: Penicillium subrubescens
Lineage: Eukaryota; Fungi; Ascomycota; Eurotiomycetes; Eurotiales; Aspergillaceae
Product: ankyrin repeat domain-containing protein
Exons: 1
Coding region: 1-1077 (358 amino acids)
Cellular component (GO): nucleus; cytoplasm
Molecular function (GO): protein binding
Source: RefSeq, a predicted model, not a curated record
AUGUCGAGAAGUUCUAGAAAGGACGGCGUUCCAUGGUUGCAUGCGGCCGCCGAGAAUGGUUGGUCAACCCUUGCCAAUCGGCUGAUUGUUUCCGGGGCGGAUAUGUCCGCUACGGCCGAGGACCAAGCCACAGCUUUUCAUUGGGCGUGUGGAUUGGGACACGUUGACGUCGCGCUCUUGAUGAUUGGGCAAGGUGCCAACAUAAACCAGAAAGAUAGAACAGGGGUCACAGCUUUGGAUGGAGCAAUAUCAAACGGACAUCAAGAUAUUGUGGAUUUACUUCUUGAUGCUGGGGCGAAUACUAAUUCUGGUGAUGAGAAUGGAAUGAUUGCAUUGCAUUAUGCAGCAUGCCAUGGCCACCUUGAAAUAAUAAAUCGCCUCGUUUCGAGGGGAGACGAUGUGUCUGCGCGAGAUCACGAUGGGUGGACCUCGUUGCACUACGCAGCUUGGGGUGGGCAUGAAUCUGCUGUGAAAACGUUGCUGGGCCACGGAUGUGAUGUUGAUGCAAGGUGUUUGAAAGGGAAAACAGCACUCUGGGUGGCGGACAAUGUGGGAAAAGAACGAGUAGGACAGCUGUUGAUUGAACACGGUUCCGAGGUUAAUAUUAAUGUUGGUGGUUGGACAUUGUUGAUGGAGAUGGUGAAACGAGAAGAGGAGGGUAUGGUAAAAUUACUACUCGAUGCUGGGGCCCUUGUCAAUACUAGGUUUUGGACCUGGUGGACUGCUUUACACGAAGCGGCCAUGAGAGGUCAUUCAGUUAUAUUACAGCUGCUGUUGACAAGAGGAGCAGAUAUUGAGGCAAAAGCCAGAAGUGGGGCCACUGCUCUGAUUGAGAGCGCCGGUGGGGGACAUAUCGAUGUCGUAUCAUUGCUUUUGCAAUACGGCGCUGAUGUUGAAGCAAAGGACAGAGCGGGACAAACGGCACUCCAUCUGAGUGCAGCUGGGGGGCAUGGAACCCUAGUUUCGCUGCUUCUUAAGAAUGGGGCUGAUCCGGGAGCGAAAGAUAUGUCAGGCCGUACCCCACUCGAUGAAGCAUUGAGAGGAGGCCAUAAAGAUGUCUGGCGUAUGCUUGCCUAA